AUGAGUGAUGCCAAAAGUACUCCAAAAGAACUUCCCAUUUUGGAUCAAAUGCGUAUAGAGAAAGAAUUAGAUGAGGUUGUUCAUAGGCAACGCCUAACACCUCGACCAAUAGAUUUUUCUACUAUUCCAAGACAAUUAUUUGAACCACUUAUAGGAUGUGGUAUUUGUACUAAACCAAUCAAAAAAACUCUUAUUUGUCAAAAAUGUCUAGCGCGAUAUUGUUCAACAUGUAUCUCAAAAGCAAAAUUUAGAAAUAAAGAUAAUUAUAAAUGUCAAAAAUGUCAUGUACUUUUUGAUAAUAAAAUAAAGUUAGUACAAGAUAAAACAUUUGACAUUAUUGUUGAAAUGAUAGAAAAUCAUUGUCCAGAAAAAAGAUUUAUAUAUCCAAUAGAUGAAGUUAUGGAUGAUGAUUAUAAUAUGAAAAAAUGUAAUUUAUAUGAAAGAGAUAAAAAUAAUAUAUCUAAUAAUACAUCAACAAUUUCUGAAAAAUUAAAUUUUUUGUCUUUCAAAGGAGAUUAUAGUAAUAAUCAUCCACUAGUGAAAGAAGAAUUUAUUGAGGAAAAUAGUAAUGCCGAAAUAAAUUAUGAAUAUGAAUCACACCCGGUUAUUAAUAAUUCAGUAACAAGUAAUAAUUUGAAUAACCUAUGUAAUAUAAAUAAAAAUGGGAAAUCAAUUUACAAUUUAACAAAUAAUAAUUCUCUUGUUAUUCCAUAUUUAAGGCAAGAAGAUUUACUAUGUUCCUCAUUUGAAUCUAGUACACGUUCAGGAAGAAUGUUAAAUAUACGUCUAUCACCAGAUAUAAAUAUUAUAAAUUGUUUUGAUCGUUUAGGUGAAAUUGUACGUAUACCAUUAUAUUUAAAAGUAUCUCCAAAUUUUAAAGUUAAAGAAUUUAAAAAGUGGGCUUUGAAUAGAAUCUCAGAACUUUUUGAAAAACAAGGAGUUUCAUCAAUAAAAUUGGGUGACGAAAACAUUGAUCUAUACUGGAGUGAAUUUAAACCGGUUAUAUUAAAUGUUCCACAAUCACCAGAUAAUAUAUCUUCCGGAAGUUUAAGUAAAAAACCUAAACUUGAAUUAACAAUAACUAAUAACUUACCACAACUAACGCAACAAAUAUCAACAACAAAAUUAAGUAAAAGAGAUACAAUUAUAAAUACACUUGGAGAAGAAAUGACAAUAGAUAUUUUUAUUAAAACCUAUAUGGAAGAACAAUAUAAAAUGAAUCUAUUUGUAGAUAUAUUUUUUAAAUUUCGCACUCAAUCCUCCAAUGAGUAUUCUAUAAUAACAAAUUUAUACUAG
This is a messenger RNA of Strongyloides ratti, 1296 nucleotides long. RefSeq names its product Zinc finger, RING/FYVE/PHD-type domain-containing protein. The record is from RefSeq and is a predicted model, not a curated record. The coding region runs from base 1 to 1296 and encodes 431 amino acids. NCBI's taxonomy places the organism in Eukaryota, Metazoa, Nematoda, Chromadorea, Rhabditida, Strongyloididae. The transcript is spliced from 3 exons.